GUAGUAUAUCAUCGGUUUUAAAACAAUCGCAAUAAAAUAAUGAUAGUAUAAAGCAUGAAAAUGCCCUUCCAUGAUCAGGGCUGCUACGGGGUAAAAUAAGGAGUCCGACACAUAUAAAAUGCUACGCUCCGCCUGCGAUUUGGCCCUCUUUACCCAUUGAACCAUCAUGUCCAUCGGCACAAUCCAGUCGUACCCUGAUAACCCCCGUGUUGCUAAGGCCCAGAUUGCCGCUGCCUACAGCGGUGUCUCUGUUAACGUCGAAGGCUUCGACUUUGCCAAAGACAAGACUCCCGAAUUCUUGGCCAAGUUCCCCUUGGGCAAGAUUCCUGCCUUCUCCAGCGACAAGGUUGAUUUGUUUGAAUCCACUGCUAUCGCUUACUAUGCUGCUGCCCAGCAGGAGAACUCCCCUCUUUUGGGCUCGAACGCUGUCGAAAAGGCCUUGAUCCUCCAGUGGAUCCUUUUCUCUGAGAACGAAAUCAGCAACAACCUCGGCACCUGGGUCUACCCCUUGUUGGGCUUCGUGCCCUAUAUGAAGCCCAGCGUUGAUGCUGGUACUGAAAAGGUCAAGCGUGCCUUGGGUGCCUUGGACAAGAUUCUUUUGACCAAGACCUACCUUGUCGGUGACGAAGUCACCUUUGCCGAUAUUGCCGUUGUGACCUCGUUGGUCCUCGGUUAUAAGACUGUUUUUGACAAGGCUUUCCGUUCCGAGUUCAAGAACGUCACCCGUUACUUCAACACCAUUGUUGCCAAGAAGCACUUCAAGGCCGCUUUGGGUGAGGUUGCCUUGUGCGAGACUCCCUUGAAGUACACUCCUCCCAAGAAGGAAAAGAAGGAAAAGAAGGAAGAGCCCAAGAAGAAGGAGCAACCCAAGAAGGAAGCCGCCGCCGCUGAGGAGGCUCCCAAGCCUGCUCCCAAGCCCAAGUCUGCUUUGGACUUGUUGCCUCCCUCCAACUUCAAGUUGGACGACUGGAAGCGUCAAUACUCUAACAACGACACCAAGGACGUCAUGCCUUGGUUCUGGGAGAACUUUGAUUCCGAAGGUUUCUCCAUCUGGCGCGUCGACUACAAGUACAACGACGAAUUGACCCAGGUCUUCAUGUCCAACAACUUGAUUGGCGGUUUCUUCGCCCGUCUGGAGCGUGCCCACAAGUACGCUUUCGCCUCGAUGCUCGUCCGUGGUACCAACAACAACAACAGCAUCUCUGGCUACUUUGUCAUCCGUGGCCAGGAAGUGCCCUUCGAAAUCUACGAUGCUGCUGACUACGACUCGUACACCUUCACCAAGAUCGAGCCUUCGCAGUACGAGGAGAAGAAGGAUGAAAUCUUCAAGUACAUGGCUUGGGAACUCGAUGACUGCGCCGACGGCAAGGUCUUCAAAUAAACACAUCGCGUUAUCUCCCGACCCUACUCGCAAUCUCUCUCGUCAACAAAUAAAAACAAUAAAGUCAUUUGUACAAAGUUCUUAUAUCAAUUCCCCAAUCUUGGUUUUGACCGUACAAAGAAUGGAUGGUGAUGAUAUGUUCGGGAUAUCUAUUGGGCAACUCUGGUAUAAAGGGAUGGGGUUCAUUGUAGAUUCCAGCAAAACCAGUUUGUUCCUGCUUCAAGGUAUAUAGGUUGUCAAUAGUGUCUAACCCUGUAUGCAUCGUAGAUACUGUAAACUUUAUGACGGCUAGCCUAGUGAAAUAUGAGGACUCAAAGAUUGAUGCAUAGUGGCGUACUCUGCAUCAACAAAUGAUUGUGCGUGUCUAUAUACAAUAUCGUUAGCAAUUGUUUUAAAAGCACAUAUGUCAUAAGGUAUCUGAAUUUUCUACGGUGUGUGAACCCGCUUAAAAGUACCACUUCAUCAUCAUAAAGC
Molecule: messenger RNA, 1855 nt
Organism: Zychaea mexicana
Lineage: Eukaryota; Fungi; Mucoromycota; Mucoromycetes; Mucorales; Lichtheimiaceae
Exons: 4
Coding region: 167-1381 (404 amino acids)
Biological process (GO): translational elongation
Cellular component (GO): cytoplasm; nucleus
Molecular function (GO): translation elongation factor activity
Source: RefSeq, a predicted model, not a curated record